Messenger RNA from Cydia pomonella (codling moth), 3383 nucleotides. RefSeq lists its product as uncharacterized. The transcript has 4 exons. Bases 1708 to 3369 code for a protein of 553 amino acids. NCBI's taxonomy places the organism in Eukaryota, Metazoa, Arthropoda, Insecta, Lepidoptera, Tortricidae. The record is from RefSeq and is a predicted model, not a curated record.
CAACUAUAAAGGACGGACGACUGGCGAGUGAAAACUGGUGAGACCUGGAAAGUUAGUGAGACCAGCAGCUCGGAUUGUACUCCUACCAGUGUGAGUACAGAAGCAGUACUGGCCGGGAGACUGUAGGUAGAUGACAGAAUCUGAAAAAGAGACUUAAAAGUUAAAACUAAUACUUACCUAUACUUAUAUCUAUAUAUACCUUUUUUACUUACCUGUCUUGUAAAAUGAUGUACCUACUUCUUAUAUAAAUAAAUCUAUACUUACGCAUUGAAUAGUGAGCACGAGCGACAUGCAACGUUAUAUAUACAUACAUAGAUGCAUACGUACCUGUAUCGAAGCCAAAUCAGUUGCUAACUGACCAUUGUCACAUACAGACGCUGUCCCUCGCGGCCGCUAUAGCAUAUUUCAUUUCGUAUAGGUACUUACUUGUUUUUUCUCCUGCUACUCUUCUCUGCACCCUGUUCACCAUCUAUAGUCUAUAACUAUUAUAACUUUGUUAUAACAGAUCUAAAACAUAAAACACCCAUUUAUUAAAUGCCGUGUUAGGAUUAAAAUGAAUAGAUAUUGUACAGCGCCGACGGGAAUCCGCCUGGUCGUCCAGCGGGCACGUUCAAAUGUUUUCUAUACGGACGGGCCAACAUACCAAUAUUUACAAUGUCUUCUCAAUGCUGUCUAACUAAUUUGCGUAUAUAGAUAGAAUUAUUUACUGUCAUAGAAAUAUAUAUUUUAAUACACUUCCAUAAUAAUUGCAGUCCUUUUGUUACAACCUAGGUGGGCCGAAUUAUAAUUAAUCGUCGUUUUUUCCCUCAGAUUUUUAUAUAGUAUAGUGAACAGAUAGAACUUCCUAUUCUGUACAAUAUAUACAUAUAUAAGCACAAUUUCACAAUAAGCAGAUUUAUACUGCGAGAAUAUUUCAACCGCCUGUCACCCCUAAAACGUUAAUAUCAUAGUAAUUUCAUAGUAGUAGUAAACUCUUUGAGGGAUCUCUUCCAGUUAACCAUAGUUCUCUGCUGAGGGACGUUGAUAAGUCCGUCGAUUGAGGAUGCAACUAGUCCUUUAUUGCUAUGCAUGUUGGAACAGUAUAAUCCGCACGUUAAUUAAUAUCGGAUUUUUCAUUGUUUGACAAACUAGUGUAGUGGAUUGAGUAACGUUGAAUAUUUUAGGGAAUAAAGGCUCAAACUUUACUAUAAACAAUAUAAUGUUACGGUAAACAUUUUUAGUUUGUUUUGACUGCGUCCGAUCUAGCCUUGACUCGCCAAUCAAAAACUUACAGACACAAACUUAGACUGAUAAGACACAUUGAAAUUUUCUCAUUUUUAUUGAGUUUUAACACUUAACAAGCGUUACUAUUCACAUAAAACGAGAAAACACGUAUAGUUGUGUAGGUAAUGUGUAUUUUUUGUUUACAGAAUAAAGCGCCAUCUACGUUUGAAAUGGGCGAGACGACAAUGAAACGACAUACAACAUAAGACUAUCACAAAUCACAAACAUUUAUUGAACAUCAAUUUAAAAAGUGAAAAUAUAGUGAAGGUGAAAAAGUGAAUUUUAAAAAUGUAGUGUUUUUUUUAUGAAAACACACAGAAUUUAACCGUUGUGCGUGUAAAUAUUAAAAGAACUUAAAAUGAACAUGAACAAAGAAGUGUUUAAAAUCUAAAAGACUGAAUUGAACAGUAAUUUAGUGUGUUAUAAAGUGAAGUUUCGUUAAAAAUGGGGUGCGGCCAGAGCAAAAUCAAUUUAUAUCCGCGGCGAAGCAAGAAUACUAGCAAGAAUUCAAAGAAAACAGGAGGUGCUGCCGAGACAAAUGAGUCUGAGGAGGAAGAAGGAUGCCCGGAAGCAACCGAAGACACGGAGCCGGAAGACCAUCAGCCAGAUACUAGACAACAUGUCCUGCCGAUCACGGAGCACCAACCUGCCUUUGAGGUGUCGGCGAGCCAGCAAAACUUCUUCAAAAUGCUAGAUGAAAAGAUUGAACAGGGCAAGGACUAUGACUCGUCGAGUGAAACGGAAAUCCAAGAGGAGGAGGAGCGUAAACGUAGACUCAUAGAGCAUUGGUGCUCCUACUCCCAAUCGGCCCAGUCUUCCGUGUGCACCCCCAGCCCGCCAACCCCGGCCGCCCGGCGCCGCAUGACGCGCUCUGUCUCCCGCGCUUCCGAGCGGCAGUGCGGCCCCAGCACCAGUCAGGAGUGCUACCGCCAGGAGUCGCCCCCCACUCGCCGCUCCCACAGUGGGCAGGCUAACGAGCCUCGCCCCUCAACGUCCACUGAAUGGGACUCCAACAAGUCGCCCAUGAAACGCACCCAAAGCGCCGGCCCUUGCUGGCGAGGCGCUCCUAAAGUCGGCCCCAUGCCUAAGCCCAAAGGUGACAAAAAAGAUGAACCUGUCGCCGGCUGCAGCAAAGACUCUCAGAUAACUUACAAUCCAACAUUCCAAAAUCACAGCCCAGCUCACUCUUUAAAGAGCCAACCGUAUAUAGCUCAGCUCGUUUCGUACCCGAUAGCCGCUCCUGCGUCGCCCACAAAAUUCAUCGCGCCUCCCGAAGAAUACCAAGACCCUGACGUUAGCACUGUCGAUAGGCAAAUGACGAUGACUCAAGUGAACUCCCAGUCCCAGAUCUAUUACAUACACGGGAAUGCGGCAGUGACGGGAGCUCCUCCCGACAUUGUGCAGCAGCGGCAACAGACUGCCAUACAUCUGCAGCAGUAUGUUGCCAUGAAGCAAGCCCAGCAGCAAAUGUUCAGUUCCUACAUGCAGCGCAGCCCACAUGCUGUGUUUCCCGGUGGAGAGUACCCACCGAACACUCCUCGAAUGUACGAAGGGGAGGAAUUAGCCGCUCAAUACGGGUAUCCCGGUCCACGGCCGCAGAGCGCGCCCCACCGGGGACACAUGGACGUGGGGCACAUGCACACUCCGAUCUGGAGCCCGCUGCCGCCAGUGAUGACCACGCAGUGGGCCGGCGGGGUCGUCCCGCCGGAGAUGCAGUACUACCCUCAGUCGCAGUUCGUGCCAAUGUUUCGCGCCACCUCCGCCGGUUCCGCCGGGACGCUGACCCGCUACCACAAGAAGGAGGACUCGGAGAAGACCGUGCAGAGUAUCAGUGUAGUGCGCGGGAAGCCCGUGGGGCAGAUCGUGGCCGUGAGCGGGCAGGAGUUGGCCGUGAGCAGCACGGUCAGCGACAGCCCCAGCCCGGCCUCCGUGUCCACCGACAGCGGCGUGUCACCGGGCACUUCGGCGCCCAGCUCCAAGAGCUCGUUCAGCUCGACGCCGCCCACCACCAGCGCCAACGAGACCUUCGAGCCUCACCCCAAGCCAAAGAAAAACAAAUCGACCACCAAUCGCUCUCUAAAAGUUUCCAAAAGUCUCGACGCUUAAGUCUCUGAAACUAC